Molecule: messenger RNA, 1026 nt
Organism: Sphenostylis stenocarpa
Lineage: Eukaryota; Viridiplantae; Streptophyta; Magnoliopsida; Fabales; Fabaceae
Source: the annotation of a GenBank genome assembly
AUGGUGGGUUUAGGUUUGAUGCAGCAUGUGGGUGUGGCCCUGACAUCGUGCCAUGGACAACUGAAACCGACAACAUCUGAAUUUAGGGUCAGAAUCCGAUGUUCCUCCGACGUUGUAGUGUCUAGGAAGCAAGUGCUGGAGAAAUUAGACGAGGAGUUAGCAAAGGGAGAUGAUAGAGCUGCGCUGGCACUUGUGAAGGAUUUGCAGGGUAAGCCUGGAGGGCUUCGGUGUUUCGGUGCAGCCAGACAGGUGCCUCAAAGGCUUUACACCUUGGAUGAAUUGAGGCUCAAUGGAAUUGAGACUUUGUCUCUUCUGUCGCCUGUGGACACUACUCUUGGUUCGAUAGAGAGGAACCUUCAGAUUGCUGCUAUUGUAGGAGGCCUUGCUGCAUGGAAUGCCUUUGCAAUUUCCCCACAACAAAUCUUCUAUAUAUCACUGGGGUUGCUAUUUCUAUGGACACUAGACGCGGUCUCUUUUGGUGGAGGUAUUGGCAGCUUGGUUGUUGAUACAAUUGGUCACAGCUUCAGUCAGAAAUACCACAAUAGGGUUAUUCAACAUGAAGCUGGCCACUUUUUAAUUGCUUAUCUGGUAGGUAUACUUCCUAAAGGAUAUUCUAUUUCUAGUUUGGAUGCUCUGCAGAAGGAGGGAUCUCUGAAUAUUCAAGCAGGCACAGCCUUUGUGGAUUUUGAGUUUCAAGAAGAAGUUAGUACAGGAAAAGUAUCAGCUACAACAUUGAGCAGAUUUUCAUGUAUAGCAUUGGCUGGGGUCUCUACUGAGUAUCUUAUAUAUGGAUUUGCUGAAGGUGGCCUUGAUGACAUAAGAAAGUUGGAUUUACUGCUCAAGGGUCUCGGCUUCACACAGAAGAAGGCAGAUUCUCAAGUUAGAUGGUCUUUGCUAAACACAGUCUUUCUCUUGCGGAGGCAUGAAGCAGCUCGAGCUAAGCUUGCAGAGGCCUUGUCAAUGGGAAAAUCUGUAGGAUCCUGCAUUGACAUUAUAGAGAGUUCUAUCGCUUUUUCAGACCUCUGA